CCCAUAAGCCCAAACAAAGCGGUGAACCUUCACGUGAACCCACUUUUUCAUCUUUAAAGAGAAAACAUCCCAUUCCAAUCCAUCACCAGCAUAAGAUCUUCUUGACACAAAAGAAUGUGCACCAGAUCUUGAGUUCGGGCAUGGAAGCAUUGUGGAACUUGGAAGACGAAUGGAAACUGUCGACCCGAGAAGCCUUCUUGCUAUUCGGGUGCACUGCGUUUGCUGUGGUUGGGCUUGGAGCUGUUGCAGCAGCAUUCCUCAAGAGAGCGAGAAAAAAACAGGUGCAAGUCAUUAAUGUGAGCCAAGAACCAACCGUGAGUCACUCUUUCCAUGAAGAACGGCCGGAGCCAAGCUGUGGAUGGGUUGCGAUGAAGAGGGUGUUGAUCGGUUCGCUGAGGUGGAGCAAAGCGAGCAAGUGGGAGGAUAGGAAAAUGGGGGGUUGGGGGGAGAGGCCGCCGCUGCCGCUGCUUGCAUUGGAAGGUGAUGUUGUGGGGUGGCAGAGCCACAAUUCGGAGUCACCUGUGUGGCAGAGGCCGAUAUUAAUGGGGGAGAAGUGCGAGCUCCCAAGGUUUAGCGGGCUUAUUCUGUACGACGAGCAAGGUCGGCCCCUUAGCGGUUCAUCAAAGGAUGCCGGCGCAAACCAGGAGAAAAUAACCGGUGGUGGCAAAACAACUCUGAAGGAUUUGCUGUGAUUUUGCUUGUCAUAUUUACCUGUAUACUUCUAGCUGUAAGCAAGGGGGAUUUCCCCUGGAUAUUGUGACCUCUCCUAUGUGAAUAAAUCUUUCAACCAGACAGUCUUCACAUAAACUAGUACAAACUAGCAUCUCAA
This is a messenger RNA of Eucalyptus grandis, 829 nucleotides long. RefSeq lists its product as uncharacterized. The transcript is spliced from 2 exons. Lineage: Eukaryota; Viridiplantae; Streptophyta; Magnoliopsida; Myrtales; Myrtaceae. Bases 141 to 692 code for a protein of 183 amino acids. The record is from RefSeq and is a predicted model, not a curated record.